AUGGAUGGCGGACCUUUCGUGUUAACCUUCUAUGAUCCACCGCCUCAACUUGACAUGGCUAAUCUUUCUUUUAAAUCAAUAGGAAACGUUCUCGUUCUUGAGUUUCCUACUCCGGUCGCCAUCAUGGAUGACGUCCUUCCUGAUUGUGAUGCAAUCUUCGUAGCAACGGUGGAAGGUGGAAUGGAUGGGGGAGAUGGAGAGGAUUCACCUGCGAGUAGGAACCUGCUAGGGAUAGGGAGCCAAUGUGAGAAAAUCGCCGUCCGUAAUGGCACCAUUUAUGGCGCCGGUAAGUACCCUAGCGCAGCGAAAGAGACCAACAUUACGGUAUUAGAGGGGGAUUCCCCUCCAGUGGGUGUGGUCCUACGUGGAGCAACAACAGUGAGCAGCUGCGGGGAUGUGAGUUUAUCUGCACGGGAGAGCACCGGAGGUGCUAGCAGGAGCUUUACCUACCUCUGGAUGGUUUACCCAACAGAUAAUACGAAUCUUACCGAUGCAUUAAGCGAAAUAACAACAUCUGACCUGAAUAUCGAUGGCGGCCUGCUGGUUGAGGACGUGGUCUAUAAAUUCACUGCCUUCGCGACUAACUUCUUAGGAGGAACAGGUGUAGGCUCUAUUGAUGUAGUCCGUACACCAGAAAUGGUACCUGGUCUUAGCAUCGUCCCUACCAUUGAUCCAAAGAGGGUAAUGGUGUCAGAAAGCUUCUAUCUUCAUGCCGAAGUUACGUUUUAUUCUGACUGUGAGGGCGCUGAACCUACGGGGACAGAGUAUGUGUGGACAGUGGACAAUGGUGACGUCACUUUAGAUGGAACCACACAGAAUUCCAGGUCUCUCUAUGUAACGGCUUUCUCACUCCCAGGUGAGAGUUAUUUAUGA
Messenger RNA from Strongylocentrotus purpuratus (purple sea urchin), 873 nucleotides. RefSeq lists its product as uncharacterized. Lineage: Eukaryota; Metazoa; Echinodermata; Echinoidea; Camarodonta; Strongylocentrotidae. Bases 1 to 873 code for a protein of 290 amino acids. The record is from RefSeq and is a predicted model, not a curated record. The transcript has 5 exons.